Notothenia coriiceps (black rockcod) is the source of this 798-nucleotide messenger RNA. RefSeq names its product E3 ubiquitin-protein ligase TRAIP-like. The record is from RefSeq and is a predicted model, not a curated record. NCBI's taxonomy places the organism in Eukaryota, Metazoa, Chordata, Actinopteri, Perciformes, Nototheniidae. The coding region runs from base 11 to 352 and encodes 113 amino acids. The transcript is spliced from 4 exons.
GACCUUUUAAAUGUGUUGUGAAAAAAUGCUUUGUUUUUUAGGUCGUCGGUGUCUAAGCCCAACGAGAAAAGUUCAUCGCACAGCAAGGCUCGAGACGAGGAUGUUUCUAUGGACUCCUUUCUUCAAGAACUCCCUCCUCUUCAGAAAGAAGAUUUUCGGCAGCAUGUUGGACCCUCAGAGGAAGCCGGGAGUUAUGAGAAGUGGAUAUGAUGGUUUGGGAGGACGUACUAAAUUCAUCCAACCUUCUCCUUUAUCAGAGAUUCGCCCACUGAUGAAAGCUAAAAGGAAAAAGGUGUGCAGGCCUCCACCCAAGAUGGCCACCUGCCUGACUCUGGACGGCUUCCUGGAUUAAGAGUCGACCUCUCCUUCCCCGGUCGUGGGGUCGGAGGUCAUCAUAACGCUGCUGCUGUGAGAUGGAGCGUGUUUGUGCUCCGCUGGCACACUGAGCACCAAACGGGACUCUCAUCAAAUUUCAUUCAAAAGCAGUGACUGACCUCACACUGGACUACAGAUGCUGAUUGGUCACAUCAACAAAUGCUGUACAUUUUAUUUGCGUGUAGAUUGAGACGUAUGUGGACACUUUGUCCCGCUUUUCUUCUUCUUUCUUUGUGCCUUUAUAUGUGCGAGGCAAAUUGACUUAUUUACAAACCAUUGGCAUGUCAGCAUGUUGUUCACAAUGCAUCUGUUGACUUCACUUAUUUGUAUUUAAAACACCAACAUGUGUAUAUACUUAGUUUUUUUACUUGACGUGUUUUUUCAAAUGAAAACCAACUCGAAUAAUAAACAAUAUUUUUUUUU